AUGAACCGUCAUAUAAAUGAUUCGCUCCCUACCCAGGAGCUUCCACAGCCUUCAGAGCCCAUAUACGUCGAGGACAGUGAUGAUUCGGGCAUCCGUGACACUGACAGCGACACUGACAGCAGUGUGACAGUUGAUAAUGACCCAGAUCGGUCGUUUUUCCUUGAUGACGAACAAUCUCACCCUGGAGGCAGGCGACGAACCCCAACGCCUUUCCCCAUAGGGAGCCAAAAUCACCAAGAAAUCAUAGACCUCACCUCGGGCCCUGAGCUACUGGUCACAGAAGGCGAUUAUCUUACCGAUGAAUGCUUUGAGCGUCUUCUGCGAGACUGGGGCCGACCUGGACCCGCGGCGGCAACUCUGCCGAUUCAAGAGGCCGCGGAAUCGGAAAAGCGCACAAUUGACCAUGCUUGCGUAGAUGGCAUAGUUUACAAAGCGGGGCAUUCCCUUGAACUUCACAAUGGCCUUUAUUUCAGAAUCACAACUGUGCUUCAAGAUAGUGCUGGAGAGGUCUUCUUUCAAGGCCGUCAUCUGAUCCGAACGAGGAACCACAAGGGAACUUAUAUACCCAAAUGGUCCAAUGAACUGGUCUGGAUCGUUAACGAGUCAACACAAGUCCCACUGAGCUUCGUCAAGCGGUUCGUCAAUAUUCGUUUCACAAGCUGCUGCCAUGUUGAGCAAGAUCUUCAGAAACAAAAUCGGCCAAAUGAUCUGUUCUGUCGAUUAAAGGAGAAUCUUGAUUCGUCUCAGGCAGCAGUAGAGUACCUGUCAUUUCAAGAAUCUGAUGAAGGCUUUGCGAUUGAUUCGAAGUCAUUACGGCAGUCAUGGCGAGGUGAAACUCGUCCGUUUGGUAGUGCGGAUGCUAAUUCCCCAGCACAAUCUCCAGUCAUAGUGCUGGAUGCAGACCCUAUCAUUGAUCUUACCGAAAUUGAGAAAGAUGACGCCAGAGUGCAGAAAAGACAUCGCAAGUAUACGUUUGGCGAUGGGUUCUGCGGUGCAGGGGGUGUCUCUUGUGGUGCUUCGAAGGCUGGUCUACAUAUCAAGUGGGCGUUUGAUAAGUCCGAGCAUGCGAUUACCACGUAUCGUCUGAACUUUGCAACUGCGGUGUGUGAGCUAGGUGACGUCUUCUGCUUCUUGACAAAUGAUCCAGAAGUUUUGAAAGUGGAUGUCAGCCAUGGUUCUCCUCCGUGUCAGACGUUUUCUCCAGCCCAUACGAUCAGUAGUGUGAAUGACGAUGCUAAUUCAGCGUGCAUCUUUUCCUGUGCGGACAUGAUAAGGAAAUCGAGGCCGAGGGUGCACACAAUGGAGGAGACCAGCGGACUUUUUGAUCGCCACAAGGAAACCUUUCACAGAGUCAUUCAAGAUUUUAUAGAGAUCGGCUACUCUGUUCGUUGGAGAGUCCUGAAUUGCAUGGACUACGGGGUGCCGCAAUCACGAAGAAGGCUCAUCAUUAUUGCGUCCGGACCAGGUGAAUUGUUGCCACCGUUUCCGAAGCCCACACACGGGCUGCCCGGAUCGGGCCUUUUCGAUUACACCACGAUCAACCAGAUGAUAGCGAACAUCCCUCCAGAUGCCCCGGAUCACGAUAUCGAAGGUGCCAGGAGCCGAGGACUGCGGAAUGGAACGAGGGUCCCCUUCGACGCGAACCAGCAAGCCAAAACCGUGACCUGCGGCGGCGGGGAGAACAACUACCAUCCGUCCGGCACACGGGGCUUUACAAACCGCGAAUUCGCCUGUCUGCAGACGUUUCCGUUAGACUAUCGCUUUGCACGAGAAGUUCGGAAGCAAAUCGGAAAUGCCGUCCCUCCUGCGCUGUCCAAAGCGAUUUACCGAGAGAUCAUCAAGUCGUUGCAGCGUACAGACGAGCAAGAAUUCAGAGCUGGGGAUUCGUGA
This is a messenger RNA of Aspergillus pseudoviridinutans, 1890 nucleotides long. RefSeq names its product DNA cytosine methyltransferase. Gene Ontology annotation, molecular function: methyltransferase activity. The transcript is spliced from 2 exons. NCBI's taxonomy places the organism in Eukaryota, Fungi, Ascomycota, Eurotiomycetes, Eurotiales, Aspergillaceae. The record is from RefSeq and is a predicted model, not a curated record. Gene Ontology annotation, cellular component: nucleus. The coding region runs from base 1 to 1890 and encodes 629 amino acids.